Molecule: messenger RNA, 3058 nt
Organism: Bradysia coprophila
Lineage: Eukaryota; Metazoa; Arthropoda; Insecta; Diptera; Sciaridae
Gene: vg
Product: transcription factor vestigial
Biological process (GO): regulation of DNA-templated transcription
Cellular component (GO): nucleus
Source: RefSeq, a predicted model, not a curated record
UUAACUCGAAUUCAGUGCGCAUUUCGGUCUCGUUCUAAACAAUCCUAUAUUUACGAACUCCGCGAUCCGCCAUCAAUAUAAUUAAUCAGUAUAGGUAAUGAGUGAAUUUUUCAAAUUAUAUAAAUUUUAACGGAAAAUUUGAAAAAUGUCUAUUUGAACGUGGUUCAAUGUCAUAAAUGUGACAUACCUGUGAUUUAUAUACGGCAUAGUUGCAGUUUGAAUUGAUAAGAAUUUUAUUUUUUAUUUAUUGAAUUUGUGCGGUGAAAGAAAUUAGAACACCCAACGUACUUGUGUCUUUCGUAUUUAAAUGUUAUGCUAGAAUGUAAAAAAAAGUGAUUUAGUGAUUACGAAUGAGUUUUUAAAAUACAUUUUUUUAUUGUUUAAAUUUAUGCAGACAAGGCCAAGUGAUAUUGGAUCUAUUGCUACCAUUUAUUUUGAUUUAUGCAUGCCAAUGUCAGAACACAUUGCAUUUACAAUUUAUCAAAGAAUUCUUGUAAUUAUAUACGUGUCACUUCUUACAAGUUUCGUUGAAGUUUAACAAACUAUUAUUCAAAUUGGUGGACACCAGACUUGUUUUGAUUUGUGUGUUGAUUAAUUAUGAUCGUUUACAGUCAAGAAAUUCAUCGAAAUUUUAAGUAAAAAAAAAGAAUUUACAUACAAAUUGUGGUACAGUCGGUGGUAUCAAAGUGAAAACUAUCUACAUCUACAUUGAAUACGCUCAUUAUAAUAAAACUCAAAUAAAUAAUGCUACACAAUAACUACUUAAAAACAUCGUAAAUCAAUUAAGAUUGUUUUUCCAUAAAGCUUGAAGAUUGAACGUUUUUUUUUCUUAGUUUAACCGCAAACCGACUCGAUUCACGCAUUAUAUGUAUAGCGAGUAAAAGAAAUAAAAUGUUUCAGUAAACAUUGAAGUGAAGUGGAUAUAAGUAGAAUAAGGAUUGAUGUAAAUAAAAUAAAAUAAUAACCGUUUAAUUACCUUCGGAUAAUUUUCGCAACACUCUGCAAAUGGAUGCAAAAUUGAUGUAACCUGUCAUUGAACUAUUGCAAUUAGAAAAAAAAAAAUUGAAACUCAGUUGUGAUUUCAACGUUUGACUUUGAAUUUAAAAAAAAUUGUUGCUUUAGUGAAUUUACUGUUGAACCAAAAAUGGAUGUAUAAAUGACGAUACCGUAAUUGAUUGGUACAUUACCAUCAAAUUGUGGAUUUGACUUCAGUGAUUUCUUUACACACAGUUUAUACAUAAAACAGGUCGUUGCAAAAAGAGUCAUGAUGAUCAUUUUACUAUGAUUCAAAUUGUGUGUUGUUGAUUGGGAAUUAUAUUUAAAAUUCGUUUAAAUCGCAAUGGCAGUAUCCUGCCCGGAAGUUAUGUACGGAGCUUAUUAUCCAUAUUUAUACGGUCGAGCUGGACCAAGCAGAUCAUUUUAUCAAUAUGAAAGGUUUAAUCAAGAUUUAUAUUCGUCGUCGGGUGUGCCACUCACCUCGUCCAGUGCAUCAGCUAGUUCACAUUCACCAUGUAGUCCAAUAUUGCCGCCAUCGAUAGCACUAAAUGCAUCACAAACGGCAGCAACAACAAUACCAACAAUACCAUUAGGUGCUCAUCAUCAACGUUCCAUUACCAAAGAAGAAGAUCUCAGCGCAACCAGACAUAGUGAUACAGAAGUUUCAUUUUGUUUGAAAGGUCCUCAUUCCGGUGCUCACAAUGAUAGUUCAUGUUCAUCUGGUCCGGACUCGCCUUCGACGUCAAAAGAUCAUCAUAUGGAUGGAUCGAGUACACCGACAAGAGCUCAAUAUGUUUCAGCAACCUGCGUAGUAUUCACACAUUAUUCCGGUGACACAGCCAGUGUAGUUGACGAACACUUUUCUAGAGCUUUAAAUUUUAGCAAUAAAGAAAGCAAAGAAGGCUGUAAUUCAUUGACAACUAGAAAUUUACCGGCUUCAUUUUGGAAUAGUAAUUACAUUUAUCCAGUACCCGCACCAACACAUCCUCAGGUUUCCGACUUAUAUUCAACCGACGGCAGUUAUUCAACGGAUCCAUGGGUUCCACAUGCAGCUCAUUACGGUUCAUAUGCGCAUGCCGCUCAUGCGCAUGCAGCACAAGCUCAUGCCUAUCAUCACAAUAUGGCACAAUAUGGAAGUCUUUUGAGGUUACCACAACAUUAUGGUCAUGGAUCUAGAUUACACCACGAUCAACAAACAGCCCAUGCGUUAGAAAGUGCGGCGGCAUACUCAAGCUAUCCAACAAUGGCCGGUUUAGAGGCUCAAGUCCAGGAAUCGUCCAAAGAUUUGUAUUGGUUUUGAAUAAAAUGUGCGAUAGUAUAGUUGACAAGUAUUUAAACGAAACCCCUAAAAUCAAAAUGUGUAAAAAAUAGUCUCCAAGAAACAAGUGUGUACAAUGCGGAAAAAAAUAAGUUUUUUAGUUUAGAAAAGUCUUUCUGAAAGUGGUACAAAAAACAAAAUUUUAUUUAUAUUUAAAUAUUUAUUUUCAAUUUUUAAAAGGUAAAAUGAAAAACAUGAUUAUGUCGAAAAAGUACUUAUUAAAGUUAGUUAAGAGUUGUUAUUUAAAUUGAAAUAAAGAGAAAAAAGUGAUAUAAAAAAUAAAAAAAGUUUACAGUUAAGAUUAGCAUAAUAAAUACAUACUACGGCAUAGGCAUGUUGCAUGUGUAAUACACAUUGUGGUUAUACUACCUUAAACAUUGAUACACAAAAAAAAUAAACAAACCAAUAUUAGCGGUUUUACAAUAUCUUGUUGAAUUCAUUCAGUCUAAUUGCGACGAAAUUGAAAGUAAACUUAAGCGUCUUUCAUGCAGAAAAACGUGCUUUGAAAUUUACAUUCUGCAAAAAGUUUAUUCGGACAAAAUUUGCGUUAUAGUUAUGACCAAUUCGACUUUUACAAUAUUUUUUUAAACACACCUUAAAAACCAUGAAACCAUCGUUUCCUAAUAAAAAAAAGUUUAAAAACAUUUCAUGUAAUAAAAUUAGUUGAAACAAAUAAAUAUCUAGAUUGUAAUUGUUGUAUAAAUUAUUAUAAACGAAAAUAAAUAAUAAAAAAUACGAAAAUUG